GGUGUUAUUGGGCCGAAUCAUAUGAGAUUUUUCCAUUUUUUUUGGCCGGUAAAGUAUCCUCCCGCUCAGCUCCUCUCUUCCUUUUCCAGCGCCGCCAACUCUGGCUGCGUGCAGUUCUUGGUUCUUAACUCCUACUCCGCUCGUUCUUGGUUCUUGGCAUUCGAUCUGAAUUAAAGCGGAGCAUAACUUCGACUCCUACAUCCAUAUUUCUCAGCCAUGAGAAGUCUCCGCCCAAUAUUCAGUCUACCUCUUCGAAGGUCCGCUCACUUGGCGGUAAAUUACAUCAGAGAAGUUAUCGGAGUUGAAACAUCCCGCCGGUGGUUUGGUGAUCACACGGGCUCAAGAAACCCCGCGGAACUCGCGCAUGAGAUUGAAAAAAUCAGAAUCGACUUCGAGGAUGUCCAACUGUCCAUCCUCGACAUCCCGCCGGCGCUAAGAAGUAUGCCUGCGAUGAAACCUGAAGAUAUCUACGUGAAUAAGAAUCUUAGGCUGGAUAGCAUCCAAGUGUAUGGUUUCGAUUACGACUAUACACUGGCUCAUUACUCCAAGAAUCUGCAAAGCUUGACAUAUGAUCUUGCCAAGGAGUUUCUUGUCAGCGAGCUAAAGUAUCCCAAGAGCUGCUUGCAAUUUGAAUAUGAUCCAUAUUUUCCCGUCAGAGGCCUUUACUUUGACAGGCGGAAUGGCUGCCUUAUGAAGCUGGACUUUUUUGGGUCAAUAGAGCCUGAUAGUUGCUUCCUUGGACGUCAGAAGCUUAGCAGAGAAGAAAUUAUAAAGACAUAUGGUUCAAGACAUAUUGGCCGAGAACAAGCACGGGAGUUGAUAAGCUUGAUGGAUUUCUUUUGCUUUAGUGAGGUAUGUCUUCUUGCAGAUGUUGUGCAGCAUUUCAUAGAUGCUCGGUUGGACUAUGAUGCUUCCUAUGUAUAUGACGAUGUUAAACAUGCAAUUCAGCAUGUGCAUGGAAGUGGAGUUCUUCAUAGAACUAUUCUUUCUGAUCCCGAGAAGUAUUUGAUGAAAAAUGAUAAAGUACUAAAGUUUCUAACUAAGCUUAAGGAGAAAGGGAAAAAAAUAUUCUUAUUGACCAAUUCUCCAUAUUAUUUUGUCAAUGGGGGAAUGAGGUUCUUAUUACAGGACGGCGGCAUUUAUAGAGAUUCCUGGAGGGAUCUCUUUGAUGUUGUGAUUGUUCGUGCUAAUAAACCAACCUUCUACACUUCCGAGCAUCCCUUCAGAUAUUAUGAUAUUGAGAAGGACACGGUAACUUUCAGAGCAGUCGAUAGGUUUAUACCAGGCCAAGUUUACUAUUAUGGCUGCUUAAAAUCGUUUCGACAAAUUACAAAAUGGAAUGGCCCUGAGGUGAUAUACUUUGGGGAUCAUCUUUUUAGUGACCUCAGCGGACCAUCAAAGGCUGGCUGGAGAACUGUUGCUAUCAUACAUGAACUAGAGAAUGAAAUCCGUGUACAAAAUACUGAUGAUUAUCGAUUUCAACAGGCAAAAUUUCACAUAGUGCAAGAGCUGCUGGGAAAAUUUAUCUUGAUGGUAUCUAAAUUUGGUGAACGAGCUUGUGAUUAUCCACUACUGGAGGAACUUAACGAGGAAAGGAGUCGGUGCCGUUGCAAGAUGAGGAACAUGUUUAAUCCAUCAUUUGGGCCUACUUUCCUCACGGACUGUGGUUAUGAAUCAGGUUUUGCUUACCAUUUGCAUAACUAUGCCGAUGUGUACACCAGCAAGCCUGAGAAUUUCCUCGACUACCCUUUUGACGCAUGGCUUCAUGUUCCAUCUGAUAUUAAGAUCCUGUCACAUCAUGUUAAGGUAUCCUCGAGUUUUCUCAAGGAGAAGUAUGAUUGUGAGCCGAAAGAACCAAAGAAAUAAAAAAUAAAGAGAAAAAGGCAUUUUAUAUUUUUCUUCUUUGCCCGGGGCUUCAUUUGCACUGUUAUUAUAAAUAUUUGUUGAUUCAUUUAGUUUUUAGUGUUCUGUUGAAGUUUUACAGCUUUUGCUGUGCAUUUAAUCGUGGACCUUUAAGCGGUGAAAUUGUGCUUGGCAUGGAUUUAUAUGAUGCAGUAUAAUAGUUUCUAUAUUGACAACUUUUUUGUUUCUGCUUUGAUUUCCUGCAAAUAUAUGUACUAGUCCCCAACAUCUAUUAAAAUCAACGUCU
Messenger RNA from Phalaenopsis equestris, 2149 nucleotides. RefSeq names its product 5'-nucleotidase domain-containing protein DDB_G0275467. The transcript has 14 exons. NCBI's taxonomy places the organism in Eukaryota, Viridiplantae, Streptophyta, Magnoliopsida, Asparagales, Orchidaceae. The record is from RefSeq and is a predicted model, not a curated record. The coding region runs from base 217 to 1866 and encodes 549 amino acids. Gene Ontology annotation, molecular function: 5'-nucleotidase activity.